AUCGAACACGUGACCAUUAAGCGGAGCCGACCAAAAUCCCAAACAAGGAAAUGGUGGGGUAAUAAAACGAUCGGAUCAUUUAAUUAAUGCAUGUAAUAAUUAAUAUUUUAUUUUAUUGUAAAUUAAGAAAUAUUUAUGGGUUAAAAUGGACCACGACUUCAAAACGAAGCUCGCCGCCGAGAGGGAAAGAGUGGAAGAUCUGUUUGAAUAUGAAGGUUGUAAAGUGGGUCGCGGCACAUACGGGCAUGUUUAUAAAGCGAAGCGUAAAGACGGGAAGGAUGAGAAGGAGUAUGCACUGAAACAGAUAGAAGGCACUGGUAUUUCCAUGUCUGCCUGCAGGGAAAUCGCUUUGCUGAGAGAGUUAAAACAUCCAAAUGUCAUCGCCCUGCAGAAAGUAUUUCUCUCUCACAGUGACCGCAAAGUCUGGCUCCUCUUUGACUAUGCAGAGCAUGACCUGUGGCACAUCAUAAAAUUUCAUCGAGCAUCAAAGGCCAACAAGAAACCCAUGCAGCUACCGAGGGGAAUGGUGAAGUCUCUGCUUUACCAAAUCUUAGACGGCAUCCAUUACCUGCAUGCCAACUGGGUCCUGCACAGAGAUCUGAAACCUGCCAAUAUCCUGGUCAUGGGGGAAGGCCUAGAACGAGGAAGAGUCAAAAUUGCUGAUAUGGGUUUUGCCCGACUGUUUAACUCUCCACUGAAGCCUUUGGCUGAUCUGGACCCAGUGGUUGUCACAUUCUGGUACCGAGCACCCGAACUACUGCUCGGGGCGAGACAUUACACCAAAGCAAUCGAUAUUUGGGCAAUAGGCUGUAUCUUUGCAGAGCUGUUGACGUCAGAACCAAUUUUUCAUUGCCGUCAAGAGGACAUAAAGACCAGCAAUCCUUUCCAUCACGACCAGUUAGAUCGCAUAUUCAGUGUCAUGGGCUUCCCAGCAGAUAAAGACUGGGAAGAUAUCCGGAAAAUGCCAGAAUAUCCGACCCUACAGAAAGAUUUCAGAAGAACCACAUAUGCCAACAGCAGUCUUAUCAAAUAUAUGGAGAAACAUAAAGUCAAACCAGACAGCAAAGUGUUUCUAUUGCUCCAGAAAUUGCUGACUAUGGACCCCACCAAAAGAAUCACUUCUGAGCAGUCACUGCAGGACCCAUAUUUCCUGGAGGACCCCUUACCUACAUCUGAUGUAUUUGCAGGAUGUCAGAUUCCCUACCCCAAACGAGAGUUUCUAAGUGAGGAUGAACCAGAGGAGAAAACGGAGAAGAAUCAGACGCAGCAGCAUCAGCAGACAGCUGCACAGACGCAGACACAAAUGCAGACACAACAGGCUCCAACACAGCAGAGCUCAGCGCAGACAAAUGGCACAUCAGGCACUGCAGGGGCCAACACGGGCACCUCCAUACAGCAUGGACAGGAACAGGGGCCACCCAACAAAAAACCUCGCACCUCAGGAACCAGUGUUCUUCAAACAGACUACCAGCACUCCAGCUCACGGCUUGGAUACCAGAGCAACGUUCAAGGCUCCACCCAGUCUCAAAGCACUAUGGGAUACUCGUCCUCAUCUCAGCACUCUCAUCAGUCUCAUCGAUACUGAGACUCAAAAACAUACAUAAGCACUUAAAAUAAAUAUUAACCACAAGCAUAAAACCAGGCAAGUCAGUGUUGUCAUUCAAAUAAAUUUCUGGGUCGGUCCUGUAAUAUUGCCCCAAUAUAAACAUAGAAUCCAAGUUUAUUACCUUACAAAGCCUCCUGCCAUCCCACAAUUCUCAGAAAAUGCUACUCCAACCAAAGCACAACUUUACAAUCUCUUUCUUUCAAUCAGAGCUCCUCUGAAGAACAAGAGCCAAAAUCAUCAAUCAAAAUGUUGUUUUCCUCAAACUCUCAACAGUUUUUCAAUACAUUAAAACAUCCACCAGCUCCAAAAUCAACAAUACCUAAAGGUCUGCUGUCUGUUUAGCAUCUUACUCUAGCUUACUCAUUUUUAUUUCAACAACUGUUAGACCAAAACUGUCUCAAAAUGAUCAGCCAAAUGCUGUUCAGGUCAUAGCUACAGAUAGAAGUGACAUGAGGAUUGUUACAAUGGCUCAUAAAGCUGUUUCCCACUGACUGACACCAAAAAUAUUUCAUUUCAUCAUAGCUACCAAAUCUCACCCUCUUCCAGUUUUCCAGUGACAAGUAACUGAUGCAUGACGUGACACAGAUGUGAUGUACAGUCAUGAGGAAAAGGAUUUUGGACCAGUGAGUUGUGAGGUUGCAUUGAUAGGACACAAGGUUCCAGUUCAUGGAAUAAUUAUGGAUAUGUGCAAUGCUGUAUCUGUCCUUUUGGGCCUACAACUGAAAAUUGACUAGUGGGACAGCAGACUAAUGCAGUAACAGUAAAACAAUCCAAAAUUGUACAUCACUGAUUGCACCUAAACCCUUUCUGAGAUUCCCCUUAUGCCAACCCUGAAGCAGAGCAAAUAGAAACAUCUACGGUAUAUAAGCAACUAUACAUAGAAACCGAAAUCCGCUCUUAUCUUUUUCCUCCUCUUUCCCAGUAAAGGGAGCUGCCUGCAUGUACGGACAGUCGAGCAGAGACUGGAUUUGUGUAACAUAUGUGUGCAUAUUUUAAAAACUGAACAAAGAGCAUCUCUCAUAGCUAUCAUGCACCACUGCAUUAUUACACAUAUCUUCUUUAGUUGUGUAAGAGUUUUUUAUUUUAUUUUAUUUUUUUGUAGUAAAGUAUACACUCACACAAUAUACUUUUCAUCUCUUUUUUGCAUUAGUUAUAAUAACAACCAAUAAAAAUAACAUCUGCUAUCGAAAACAAGGACAUGGUUUACUAUUUUUCUUUUUUGAUAAAGGACAUAUUUUAGGAUAUUGGUCAGGACUAAAAUCCCUAAAUCUGGGUGUGCGCGUGCGUGGAUAUACUUGCAUGUGUGUGAAUAUCCAGGGCAGCUAGCAGUUGAACUGCUUCUGUGACUGUUAUUUCUUGUCUCCUUUUUGUGUUUUAUAGGCUUUUAUAAUUUGUUUAUUGUUGGUUAUUGUUUUGAAGUGCAGUUAUUUCUUUGUGUGAUUUGAGCUCGGUUUGUGGACUGGAAGUGAGAGUUCUUUCAGAGCACUGGAUCAAACAAGGACAACUGAUGCACUCCUCUGACAUAAAGUUGGAUAUCUCAUCAGGCAAAGCUGGAGACUUCAGCUGUGUUUAUUACAGGUGUUUGAAACACUUAAACUUUGCAGUGUGUUAGACAUCUGCGAGUCAUUUCUGUUGCAGCUUGGUGGAAUUUAGAAGCUCAAACAGGUUUCUAAGGAAAUCUUGGAGCUUGAGUCUUUCGAUGUCUCUUGCUUUAAACUUUAUGAAAGUGAGUCAGUUUAAAAUACCCUGAAGGAUAAUGUUACAUGCAAGUGUAUUGCAGUCACCCAGCAUGAAUUGUUGAGACUGACAGCUUUUUUAAGAUUUUAACCAAAAUGUCUGCAGAACUAAUGUAGCUAAUGGUCAGUUUCUGCCAUCAUACUCAUGGGUUUCUCUUCUGUCCUAUCUUAACAUUCCAUGUUUUUCUGUAAUGUGCUUUGUAUUUCUGGCAAAAGUCAUCAAAAGCUAGUGUUAUUUCACAAUUUUUCUACCCCCUGUUCUGAGUUUCUUCACACAUCAAAGUGAGGUGUACAGUUGGGUGGGUCAAAAUAUUUGAGACCAAAUCUGAGAAUCUUUUUUUUUUUUUUUAAAGCCUAGAUAUUAUAUGAAUAAAGGUUUAUGAUUGAAAAAAUUGGUUGUGACAAAGUAUAAAUAUAUAAGAUUCUGCACUUUCUAGGUUGCCAAUGAAAAGAUUAGUUUUUUUUUUGGGGGGGGGGGGGGGGUGGCUCUCUUAAAGGCACACGUGUUGUUUUUAGAACAUUCUCAAUCAUGCCAUUUAACAUGGGUAGAUUUUAUGUUGCGUAGCAGAAGAAAUGUACUUUUUUUUUCUUGUUCACUUUUUAAAUGUAAAUUGUUAUGCCAGUUAUUUAAUAUAUGAUGACAGUUUUUUUUUUUUUUUUGUCUUUCUUUUUUUCUUUUUAUUAGAAUAAAAAAAGCAUUUUCAAUAUUGUUCUUAGACUUUUGGGGACUGCUGUUCAAAAUUUCUGAUAUUUAUAAUCUUGAACUAUAGGAUACAGAGGGGGUGGAUUUUUGAGGAGUAUUACCAGCCACCAUUGACUGAAAUAAUGAUUUGUUUCAUAUCAUGUUGUUUAUUUCAUCAUAAUAAGAGGAACAAUGUUGUACAAUGUAGAAGUUGGUGCAUAUCAUAUUUGAUGUCAUAUCUUUAGUGUAAUAGUGUUUUAACUUCUCGCCUGUUUUAUUAAUUUUUCCCAAAAUUCUGAGCAGAAUCAACUGAGAAUGCAAAUAACAAAAUAAAUAAUGACAAACA
Molecule: messenger RNA, 4370 nt
Organism: Carassius gibelio (silver crucian carp)
Lineage: Eukaryota; Metazoa; Chordata; Actinopteri; Cypriniformes; Cyprinidae
Gene: cdk19
Product: cyclin-dependent kinase 19
Exons: 13
Coding region: 146-1585 (479 amino acids)
Biological process (GO): protein phosphorylation
Cellular component (GO): nucleus; mediator complex; cytosol
Molecular function (GO): RNA polymerase II CTD heptapeptide repeat kinase activity; ATP binding; cyclin-dependent protein serine/threonine kinase activity
Source: RefSeq, a predicted model, not a curated record